CUUUUCUUCAUGGCAAGGUUUAACCUUUUCUCAAUCUUAAAUCUGUUGGAUUGAUACAAAAUUGAGUUUCUUCCUUGCUUAAUUUUGAUAUGGGUAUUUCUUGUUUUGGUUUCUCUUGUGGGAUUGUUCUUCUUCUUAUGCUCUGUAGCUCAGGAGCAGAAGUUGUCACCAUUGAUGUUCACGCAGCCAAGGAUCUGAUGAAGUCUGGACACGGUUAUCUUGAUGUUAGGACAGUAGAGGAGUACAAGAAGGGUCAUGUUGAAGUAGCCAAGAUUUUCAACAUUCCUUACAUGUUCAAUAGUCCACAAGGUAGGGUGAAAAAUCCUCAAUUUCUAACAGAAGUUUUAUCUGCUUGCAACAAAGAGGACCGACUUGUUGUGGGUUGUCAAAGUGGAGUAAGGUCCUUGUCUGCAACUUCUGAUCUGCAAAAUGCUGGUUUCAAGCAUGUGAGCAACAUUGGAGGAGGUUAUCUCGCUUGGGUGGAUAAUGGGCUUCCAAUUGAGAAACCCAAAGAAGAUCUCUAGUUUUACACCCAAAAAAAAAAAAAAAAAA
This is a messenger RNA of Morus notabilis, 552 nucleotides long. Its product is annotated as thiosulfate sulfurtransferase 18. The record is from RefSeq and is a predicted model, not a curated record. The coding region runs from base 90 to 524 and encodes 144 amino acids. The transcript is spliced from 5 exons. NCBI's taxonomy places the organism in Eukaryota, Viridiplantae, Streptophyta, Magnoliopsida, Rosales, Moraceae. Gene Ontology annotation, molecular function: catalytic activity.